Ruditapes philippinarum (Manila clam) is the source of this 2641-nucleotide messenger RNA. Its product is annotated as O-acyltransferase like protein-like. Lineage: Eukaryota; Metazoa; Mollusca; Bivalvia; Venerida; Veneridae. Gene Ontology annotation, molecular function: acyltransferase activity, transferring groups other than amino-acyl groups. The transcript is spliced from 15 exons. The record is from RefSeq and is a predicted model, not a curated record. The coding region runs from base 14 to 2599 and encodes 861 amino acids.
GAGGAAAGAGAAGAUGCGUCGUGGUUUAUUCUGUUUUUCUUUCCUUGUCCUCUUUCUUUGUGGAUUUAAUGCGGUGUCUGGUCAAGAGAACACAAAUGUUCUUCAAAAUAUCUUGUUUGGCCUUUUCAACAAUGGAACCGAUGAAAAUCAGAUUGGAACACUUCUGAAUUUAUUGUCCCUGGGACCUACCGGACAAAAUAAUAAUUCUGGAGUAACUGGGUUAAUUUCAUCACUUACACAACUGACUCGGCUCUUUGGAGGUUUGCCCGAUUUAUCGGCUCUGUUGACUGGAAACAAUAAUGCAUCAGCAUUGGGGAAUGACACAACAAACAGUUUGAACUCGAUUUUGGAAAAUUUGUUAGACCUGCUGCCAGGUAAUGCCGUCGAAUCGCUCCUAACAGACAGAUUUCCGAACUUGUCAAACUUGGACGAUAUCAGUCAAUCUGAAUUACUUGUAUUGGUCACAGGGGUUGUCCUGCAGGCGAGUGGUGUUGGUGAAACCUGUAGAAAUGACGUAGGAACAAUCCUUGCUGGAAUUAUGGAGUCUUCUGAUUGGGCUAUUCGAAUGAUUGAUGCGAUGGGGAAGCCAGAGAGUGGAUUUGCGGAAGGUAAUUUAAAAUGGCUCGGAGACUAUCAGGAAUGUGUUGGCAUCAAAUCAGUCACAGAUGGGAAGGAACUGUUUACCGGCAAAUACUGCAAGAUUGACCUCCCCCUUACCGACAUACUUCCGGCAUCAGCGGAUUUGGGAACACCUAACUUCGAGAUUGGAACGUGCACAGCAAGCUCCUGUUCAGCAAAUGACUUUGUUAACUUCUUCGUUUCAAUACAGCAGAUAUUACUGAAUGGAACAAUUUUGGUUCAGCCGGAAGUGAGCUGUAGAGAAGAUAAACCUCUCACCACCGACCUCGUCAUCUGCAUAUGUUUGUUGGCCAUGCUUGUAGCCGCUAUAAUAAUUGGUACCUUGUAUGACAUCUUUGCCGUCCAAAUGAAAACUAAAGUGGACACAAAAGAAACCGAACAGGCCACCGGUGAUAUAUCUCGUCAAAACAGCAGCAAGAUCUCACUGUAUAAACCAAAGAACACAUUUUAUGGAAUUCCUGACGCAUAUCUAAAUGGCGCGUACAUGUCCCAUGAAGCAGACGACGAACAAGUAGACAAACUCGGGAACGAAACAAAAACUGCUGAUAUAGAAAAUGAAAUUAACCAAGACAAGAGAGAUGUGGCAAUACCGCCAAAAGAAGACAACAAUAUGGAAGGGGAGCAAAAAAGUACUGCUGAAAGUGUUUUAAUGGCGUUUAGUGUCUAUAGCAACGGUGUUAAAAUUCUGAAUACCCAUCAAGCUUCUGGAUCACUCGGAUCAAUAAAUGGCAUCCGCUUCCUGAGUAUGGCCUGGGUUAUUCUCGGUCAUACCUAUUUCUUUUGCCAGGGAUACGAUUCUAACUUUUUCUUUCAUUUCUUCACAAGCCUGGACAAGUGGAGUUUCAUGGCGAUCGCGUAUGCCACUGUUUCUGUGGACUCUUUCUUUGCUAUAAGCGGAAUCCUUGUGGCAUAUUUGACCUUAAAAGAACUGGAGAAAGUCGGCGGUGCAAGAAAAUUGAACUGGUUUAUGUUCUACUUUCAUCGAUUCUGGAGAUUGACACCAUCUUACAUGCUUGUUUUGAUGGUGGGGACUGUUGUUUUACCUUAUGUACUGAAUGGACCAAUGUGGACAAAUGACGAUAUCCCAUUUAUGGGUGAAUGCCGUAAAACCUGGUGGACCAACCUCUUGUACAUUAAUAACUAUGUUAAAACAGAUCAAAUGUGUAUGGCGUGGACAUGGUACCUGGCAAACGAUAUGCAAUUCUACAUCAUCAGUCCGUUAAUACUUCUACCAAUUUUCUAUAACGUUAUUGCUGGUGUUGUUUCAUGUAUGGUGUUUCUAACAGCAACAACAGUAGCUGCAGGCGUGGUGGCAUACAGCCAUAGAUAUCCUGUACAGAGCUAUCUUUUUCAGUACGCCCCACCACCGAACGAUGACGAUUAUGCCGAGAACUUGUACAUUCCGAGCUAUGCUCGAUUCGGACCGUACAUCGUCGGUCUGUUUACCGGAUACAUGCUCCACAGACUUAAGUGUAAAUGUCGGAUCCCAAAGAUUGCUAAUCUAACAUGCUGGUUGCUGGCAUUGGCGCUCUGCUGUGUAUGUGUGUACUCCCCGUACUCCAAGGGAGACUCACACAUCUUCACACCACGAGAAUCCGCCGCCUUCUUUGCUCUGCAUAGAACCGGUUGGGCGGUGGCCGUGUGCUGGAUUGUAUUCGCAUGUUCUACUGGACAUGGAGGUUGGAUAAAUGAAGUGCUGUCAUGGAAAGCGUUUGUCCCACUCGGAAGAUUGACGUACAGCGCCUAUCUCAUCCACCCACUGGUUAUGAUUGUAUUCUAUAUGAGCAGGAAUACACCUACAUACUUCUCUAUCUAUGAAGUGAUUUGUCUUCUUUUGCAGAUAUAUCUGUUUUUGGGACAUUUGUGUUUAUCUUAUGGGAUAGGAUUCGUCGUGUCACUGGUGUUCGAAUCCCCGAUGAUGGGCCUUGAAAAGACCAUUUUCAAACGAGGGCGGAAAUAACUUAUUUACCAUUGCAUUAUAUAUAGACUAUGGAACAGCCCG